Arabidopsis thaliana (thale cress) is the source of this 1857-nucleotide messenger RNA. RefSeq names its product alpha/beta-Hydrolases superfamily protein (gene BDG1). Gene Ontology annotation, cellular component: plasma membrane. Lineage: Eukaryota; Viridiplantae; Streptophyta; Magnoliopsida; Brassicales; Brassicaceae. The transcript is spliced from 4 exons. The record is from RefSeq and is marked reviewed. The coding region runs from base 36 to 1610 and encodes 524 amino acids.
CGGCCACCAAAUUUCAUCAUUUUAGCCAACAAUGUAUGUUAAAUGCGAUCAAUAAAUUCAUGCAGCUGCCAUCUGUUUUCCUCUCUCUCUUCAUUAACUUAAUUUCUCUCUCUCACGCAUUUUGUCUUUGCAACAUCACCACCAUACAUACAUACAACUUACAUACAUACACGUCUUCCACAAGACUCAAACUCCACAGCAUGGGAUUCUCACGGUCGCUCAACCGCACCGUGGGCGUCUUCGUCUUCUUCAUCCUCGACAUUGUUGAUUUCCUGCUUUGCUUUACCUACAAGACUCUUGAUUUCUUCUUCGAGUCCGAGUGGAAACCCUGCUACUGCUGUCCGCCGCCCGAGGCCAAACCAAUCUCGGCUGGAGGGAACAGAGGCGGUAAGAUGAUAGUGUCGGAAAGAUCAGGAGACUACUCGAAGGUGGUCUCACUCACAAGGACAAAGAUCUAUCUGGAUGAGAUCUCCGACACACUCUACUCUCGCCCUUCACUCCUCACCAAGCUCACUAAGCUGGUGAAGUGCUUCAAGAAAGAUGUUGUUAAAUGCUGUGAUGAGUCCAAGAAGAGAUCACCGUCAACUAAAAAGACAUUACUCACUGUCAACUCCACGGUGGUCGAGAAGUUGCAAAGAACACCAAGAUGGUCUGAUUGCCAUUGCACUUUCUGCACUUCUUGGCUUUCCUCUUCCAACCAAUCUCUCUUUGUCAAUGUCCAACAGCCCACAGACAACAAGGCACAAGAGAACGUAGUGUUCAUUCAUGGGUUCUUAUCAUCAUCCACGUUUUGGACGGAGACUCUGUUCCCAAACUUCUCAGACUCAGCCAAAUCGAAUUACAGGUUUCUCGCAGUGGACCUGUUGGGUUAUGGGAAAAGUCCAAAGCCGAACGAUUCAUUGUAUACAUUAAAAGAGCAUUUAGAGAUGAUAGAGAGAUCGGUGAUUUCUCAGUUCAGACUCAAGACAUUCCAUUUAGUGGCUCACUCCCUAGGCUGCAUUUUGGCUCUUGCGCUCGCGGUUAAACACCCAGGAGCCAUCAAGUCACUCACUCUAUUGGCUCCUCCAUAUUAUUCGGUGCCAAAAGGUGUGCAAGGGACGCAAUAUGUGAUGAGAAGACUGGCCCCCAAGGAAGUGUGGCCUCCGAUGGCCUUCGGAGCCUCAGUGGCUAGCUGGUACGAGCACAUUAGCCGCACAGUCAGUCUAGUGCUUUGCAAGAAUCAUCACUUGUUGGAAUUUCUCACCAGGCUACUCACCAGAAACAGGAUGCGAACGUACUUGAUAGAAGGGUUCUUGUGUCACACACAUAACGCGUCAUGGCACACACUACACAACAUCAUUUUCGGAUCGGGGAGCAAAGUAGAGGCUUAUUUGGACCAUGUCCGUGACAACGUGGACUGUGAGGUCGCAGUCUUCCACGGCGGUAGGGACGAGCUGAUCCCCGUGGAGUGCAGCUACGGCGUCAAGAGGAAAGUGCCACGUGCAAGGAUCCACGUCGUCCCCGACAAAGACCACAUCACCAUUGUUGUUGGGAGGCAGAAGGAGUUCGCUCGUGAGCUUGAGCUCAUUUGGCGCAGAUCCACUACUCCUCAACUUCAUUCAAUAAAUUAACCCUUCUUUAUUUUAAGCUAAGUAUAUAUAUAUUAAUACCAACCACUAUUAUUCAAACCAUCAUUUUAUACCCAUUCACUUUUGCAUAUUUCGGUGACUCCUAUGUAGAAAAAAAAAAAACAGAACAUGUUUCUUUUGUGGUUGCCAUUUCAUUAUGAUUUCGAAUUUUGAAGAAAAAAUAGAGUAAAUAGUUUUGCGGCCAAGAAUAAAGUGGUUUGCAAUGUGCGUCCAAUUUCGGAUACCCUUG